This is a messenger RNA of Diaporthe amygdali, 390 nucleotides long. RefSeq names its product riboflavin aldehyde-forming enzyme. The coding region runs from base 1 to 390 and encodes 129 amino acids. Lineage: Eukaryota; Fungi; Ascomycota; Sordariomycetes; Diaporthales; Diaporthaceae. The record is from RefSeq and is a predicted model, not a curated record. The transcript has a single exon.
AUGAAGUUCACAGCCACAACCGCACUCACCUACCUUGCCGCCCUGGCCACCACGGCAACAGCGACGCCCUUCAGCAAGCGCGCCACCACCUACACCGGAAGGAUGACGCCGAUCGGCGAGAUCAGCGACGCGGGCGCCCUGAGCGCCUGCGGCCAGGAGUACGUGACGGGAAGCAUGUUCGUCGCCGUCCAACCGUCGCUGCUGCCGGCCGACUGCUCGCCGACGCCCAUCACCAUCAAGUGCAAGGGCGGCGAUGUCACCGCCCAGGUCGUCGACAAGUGUAUGGGUUGCGGUUCCGACCAUAUAGACGUCUCCGCUGCCGUGUAUGAGGCCUGUGGUGGUGCGAAGGGGGGCGUCGACCCCAUCCCGGACCUGACCUGGAUCUUCUAA